CAUAAUAUAAUUAAAAAUUUGUAUUAAAGAGAAAAAUGCUAUAGGUUAUUGUUAGAUAUAAGCAAUAUAUAUUAUUGUGAAAUAUAUAUUUUGAUAAAUAAAUUUCAUUAAAUAUUAAACAAUAAACUUUAUCAUGCAAACUAUUUACUUAUUCAACAUAGUUUUAUUAGUAACAACCAGUGUUCAUAAAUCAUCAUCAUCACAAUGCUCUAAUCUAGCACCGGGAGUUAACAGAUUACGUCGAGGCAUUGACAUAACUAAGCUAUCGUUUUUGCCAUCGGACAACACCAACGACGGCAAUGGCUUCAAACGAUCGGUAAUUGAUUUUACCUGUUUGUCCAACAAAUUGUGGUCCAAAACUGAUGGCCAAGUCUACCAAACGCCGGAUCAAAUUGAAAUAAUCGAUUCAUUGCCCGGCGGUCUACAGCACCCAGUGGCCAAUUUUUCGAAAUAUACUGGUCAAAUCUAUAGUCAUUUUUUAACUCACGAAGCUGAUCUAUUGCCGUAUUGGGAACUGUCUUUAAGUAAAUCUAUGACUAGUUUUGUCGACAAAUUUUUGCCGAUUAGCUAUGAGGCCAAUCCCAGCGCUUUUCACGAAUGUAUUGAACAAUUCGGUACACAUUUUCUAGUCAAAGCCUACUUUGGGGGUGUAUUUAAAAUUAAUUAUUUUUUUGCUAAUGAAUUACGCAAUAAACUAUCAGAUAAUGAAAUAUUAAAAAAUGCCCAUGAUACAUUUUUUAAUUCAUUAAAACUAAUUGGCGGAACCACUGGUAGUCAAGUAGAGAUUAGCAAAGAAUUUCGUCAAUACUCUGAAUCAGUGGAACUAUAUUACGGCGGUUCGACAAAUCUUGUUAGUCCCGGCCAAUGGCUUCAAUGGUCGCAAACAGUACCGAACAAUCCCUGGUUGUUUAGCGGUAAACUCGAACCGAUUACCAAUUUGAUGCCAAUGGGACCCAAACGCGAUGGACUAAUAAAAGCGAUUGGCAUUUAUCUGGACCGGACCUAUUUGAAUGACUUGUCCAGAUUGGCUCAUAAUUAUCUAUUACAGGGUAAUCGUGGUUCGGAAAAACUUAAACAAUAUAUCAAUCAAAUCGAUACAAUGGCGAAACAGGCGAUACCCGAUCAUAACAGUUUGAUUAAUCUUGGCAAUGAAUUGAUGUCGUAUAUAACAAUUCCCGAUUGGUUUUAUCGUACAAAACUGUGCUAUGAAUGGUAUGCCGAUGGUAGUGAUGUCGAUCAAUGUAGUGGCCCAUCAAAAAGUCUAUGUGCCCAGGUCAAUUCAAAGACACAGUGGUAUAGAGAUGAUACUGAUAUAAGAGAUGGUGGUUGUCGUAUGAAAUGGGGUCUGACUGCCGAUACAGGAGCACCCGAUUGGUUCAAUGAGCUUCAGAUAUGCUUUCGAUGGCAUCCCGACGGCGACAGUGGUCAGUGUGGUGGCGGAGCCCCGGCUGAAACUUGUGCACCAAUCGGUAAUUUUACUGAUGUCUAUAGAGAUGACACUGAUAUACGUCCGGGUGGUUGUCAAAUGUCAUGGCGUUUGCUACUACCGAACGACUCGCCCGGUUGGCUAUUAAACACUAGAUUGUGUUUUGAUUGGUUUCCCGACGGCGACAUUGGCCAAUGUAGCGCACCGUCACGUAAUCUCUGUGCCAUUGCCAAUGAAUGGACCGAUUAUUAUAGAGAUGACACCGAUAGACGACCGGGUGGUUGUCAGAUGUCGUGGAGUAUUCAAGUUUAGCAUAUUUUUAAUAUUAAUAGAUUAUUAAAUAAAUUCAUUAGUAUAUUAUGAGGUUAGGAAGU
Molecule: messenger RNA, 1800 nt
Organism: Oppia nitens
Lineage: Eukaryota; Metazoa; Arthropoda; Arachnida; Sarcoptiformes; Oppiidae
Product: perivitellin-2 67 kDa subunit-like
Exons: 3
Coding region: 134-1738 (534 amino acids)
Source: RefSeq, a predicted model, not a curated record